UCACACAUGACAAAUUAAUUAUAACCAAAACAAUUCCUCAUACAGCAAAGAAACAACUGGAAUAAAACCUUCCUCCAAACUAAUCCACACUUGUAACAAAAUUAUCACAAAACCCACAAAAAAUGAAGGCGCCGCCGCCGUCCUCCGCCGCCCUCCUCCGCAGGGCGCGGCUGUCGCCGUACCUCUUCACCCUCCUAGCGUUCAUUUUGUUCGUAACAAUCCUCUACGGCGAGGACUUCCGCUGCUUCUUCGGCGGCCAAUUCUACGACUACAACCGCCCUUACCCAAGUGAGCAAAAGGGAGAAAAGGUAGCUUUUGCGGUGGGAGAGGCCGAGGCCGGCUGUGAUGUCUUCAGCGGGCGGUGGGUGUGGGACGAGCACCGCCCGUUGUACGAGGAGGCGGAGUGUCCGUACAUUCAGCCGCAGCUGACGUGUCAGGAACACGGCCGCCCUGACACGGACUACCAGCAUUGGCGAUGGCAGCCUCACGUCUGCUCACUUCCAAGUUUCAACGCGACAUUAAUGCUAGAGACUCUUCGAGACAAAAGAAUGAUGUUCGUUGGUGACUCUCUAAACCGUGGCCAGUUUGUUUCGAUGGUGUGCCUUAUCCACAGGAUCAUACCCGAUGACCGGAAAUCCAUGAUCACCAAUGGUUCCCUCACGGUAUUCACAGCCAAGGAUUACAAUGCGACAAUAGAAUUCUAUUGGGCGCCAUUUCUCCUGGAGUCAAACUCUGACGACGCCAUUGUGCACAGAGUAAGUGACCGGUUGGUGCGGAAGGGCUCCAUCAACAAGCAUGGCAAUCACUGGAAAGGAGUCGACAUAAUGGUGCUCAACACCUAUCUUUGGUGGAUGACAGGCCUCAGAUUCAAUAUACUACAAGGUACCUUUGCCGACAAAGACAAAGACGUAGUGGUGAUGCGAACAGAGGACGCCUACCGGAUGGCAAUGAAGAGCAUGUUGCGGUGGGUCAAAAAAAACAUGGAUCCAAACAAGACGAGAGUCUUCUUCACCAGCAUGUCUCCCACACACGAAAAAGCUAUUGAAUGGGGAGGUGACAAAAAGGGAAAUUGCUACAACCAGACAGAUAUGAUAGAUGAUGGAAACUACUGGGGAUCAGACUGUCGGAAGAAUGUGAUGAGCGUGAUAGGGGAAGUGUUUAGGAAGUCAAGAUAUCCGAUAACGUUGCUCAACAUCACGCAGAUGUCGAGCUACAGAAAGGAUGCACACACUUCUAUUUAUAAGAAGCAGUGGAGCCCUUUGACGCCCGAGCAGCUAGCCGACCCGGUGAGCUAUGCCGAUUGCACGCAUUGGUGUCUGCCCGGGCUUCAAGAUACUUGGAAUGAGCUUCUUUUUGCUAAGCUUUUCUAUCCUUGAUUGAUUUUCCAAAAUGGAAUGGAUUGUUUCGAGGGUUUUGUGUAAUUGUAAGGGAAAGGCAAGUUGUAUAUUUGAUUGUAUUGAUUUUUUUCAAUAAAAAAAAAGAAGAAAUGCAUGGGUUAGUACU
Molecule: messenger RNA, 1503 nt
Organism: Salvia splendens (bonfire salvia)
Lineage: Eukaryota; Viridiplantae; Streptophyta; Magnoliopsida; Lamiales; Lamiaceae
Product: protein trichome birefringence-like 33
Exons: 6
Coding region: 123-1376 (417 amino acids)
Cellular component (GO): Golgi apparatus
Molecular function (GO): O-acetyltransferase activity
Source: RefSeq, a predicted model, not a curated record